Messenger RNA from Sabethes cyaneus, 4777 nucleotides. It is a transcript of the gene rk, whose product is annotated as leucine-rich repeat-containing G-protein coupled receptor 5. Gene Ontology annotation, biological process: G protein-coupled receptor signaling pathway. The coding region runs from base 769 to 4608 and encodes 1279 amino acids. The record is from RefSeq and is a predicted model, not a curated record. Gene Ontology annotation, molecular function: protein binding; protein-hormone receptor activity; G protein-coupled receptor activity. NCBI's taxonomy places the organism in Eukaryota, Metazoa, Arthropoda, Insecta, Diptera, Culicidae. The transcript is spliced from 16 exons. Gene Ontology annotation, cellular component: membrane.
ACCAUAAUUAAUUAUCUCCACUUUUCUGCUUCAUUAUGCAAUUUGAUUGAGUGAAAGUAUUUUCAUUCAUAAUAUUGCAUCUUCUCGUUCUUGUUCACGCGUACGCCUGCAUUAUGAGGAUCUGGAAGUUGCUGGAUGCUGGGGCAAUCACAGAGGCACCGAGAAACUGUUGAAAUAUGAGUGAAGAAAAUGAAGCUCUCACGCUUUGAAGAUAGUUUUCUGCGGCCUGCUGUUUGUUUAUAGGAAAAUAAAAUUAUCCUACUAUUUCUGUUGGAUCAUUUUUAAAGGAAAACGACAUCCAACCGUUUGCUGCUGAAAUUCGUGUUGAAGUGAGACCCGCAGAGUGAGCAUCGAAGUGACAGCAUAACCGCGCACCGUACCACUAGAUAAAUCUGUCCUGUCAUUAACGUUCGCGUGUUUAGUGUAGAUUCAAACUGUAGCUUGUUUCGGUGGGAAGUGGCGGUGCUCUCUCGAUGCGUUUAAGCACAUUAGUCGUACGUCAGAUACGUCGUCGUCACAAAUCCGGACCAGUUUGAGCAACUAGUAGAAGAGUGUAAAUAAAUAGUGCAGGAGGAGAAAAUAUGAAAACAAAAAGUCGACGUGGUUUGUUACUGCUUCCUAUUGGUAGUGGCAAUAAUGGUGCUAGUAGCGAUUUCUGGUGGUAUAAUAAUCGUUUUCGUUUAGUAUAUAUUCACAACAAGUGAUUUGCCCUCGUCGUGUUAAACGGAGGAUAAUUGUGUGAAGCUGGAGUGUGCAGUGUUCGGUGCUAUGGCGGUUCGCUUCACCAAUCACCUAACGAUGAAGGGCCACGUGGUUCUGGUGCUGUUGAUAUUGUUGCUGUUUCAAAUCUACACUAGCAGCGUGCAUGGGCUAAGUCCCACGCUGCAAACUACGAGUCAGACUAAGUUGAUGUUGAAGGAGAGUUUGUUGAUUCCAUCGAUGGAUUCGGAAAAGGAAGCGAAGGCAAUGUACGAAAAAGCCUUACAGCAGUACGGUAUUGUUGGCCGAACGUUAAAGGAAAUUUGUAAACCGUGGCAGUCCCGAGGUUGCCAGUGUGUCGGAUCGUCUGAAGAGGUAGCCCUGAUAUGUAGAAAUAUAGGGCUUGAUGCAGUGCCGACCGAUUUGCCUGCCGAGCUUGUUAAACUUGACCUCAGCAGCAACAACAUCUCUUCCUUACCAAAUAAGCUAUUCAGCGCGCUGCCAAAUCUGGAAGAACUAAUUCUUUCCAACAAUAGGAUAGAACGAAUCGACACCGAAGCAUUCUUCGGGCUGUCGAGCCUGAAAAAGCUGGUGCUCCAAAAUUGCGGCCUCGCUAGCAUUCCAUCGGAUGCCCUGCGACGAGUUCGCACCAUUUCCUCCCUCCAGCUGGACGGCAACCUGAUAGCCGGAGUGGAGAAUGUAACCUUUCGAGGGUUCAACUAUCUGAAGAGUUUGAGACUGGAAGGCAAUCUGCUGCAACGGAUCCCGACGGAGGCGUUGAUCGGAUUGAGAUCACUAGAAGCUUUAAACUUAGGAAAUAAUUUAUUAACUAUUAUUAAGGUUGGAGAUUUUCCGCUUUUGGAGAAUUUACAUAUUUUAUUAGUCAAGAGGAAUCAAAUAAGCGAAAUAACUUCCGGUGCUUUAGCCAAUUUAACUCGUUUAAAAGUUUUAGAAUUAGAUGAUAAUGUACUAAGUUCAGUGCCUGCUGGCUUGGGAAAUCUCGGGAUGCUGCAGGAACUCUCAGCAUCCGGCAACCGUAUCCGAUGGAUCUCAAAGGAUGUUUUCCCGAAAAAUCUAGUCACGCUAGAGCUCAAGUCCAAUCCGUUGGUUGGCAUCAAGCCAGGUGCACUGCAGAAUAUGUCACGCCUCCGGAAGUUAAUUCUUUCCGAUGUCCGGGGCCUCCAAGAACUACCUCCACUAGAUGGCUGUAUUUCGCUGGAAGUGCUGCGAAUCGAUAGGGCGAAUCUAACCAAAAUACCUGACCAUAUUUGUAAGACUUCACCGCGCUUAAGAAGUUUAGACUUCAAGUCCAAUCGAUUGAGAAGCAUUCCAAAUAUGACCAACUGUCGUGAUUUAAGAGUUUUAGAUUUAGCUGCUAAUAGCAUAAGCUCGCUCCAUGGAGCACCAUUCUCUAGUCUCAGCCAGCUGCAUGAUCUGCUCCUUUCGCACAACGAAAUCGAAUCGAUUCCGAACGAUGCAUUCACUGGCCUGUUCCGGUUGCAAGUAUUGGACUUAGAAGCCAACCGUAUAUACUUCAUCCACCAGAACGCAUUCAAGCAACUAGUCAAGCUGGAAGAUUUGAAUCUGGGCAACAACAUUUUUCCGCAUCUUCCAACGGUUGGAUUGGGCCGGCUGCUGCAUUUGAAGACAUUUAACAAUCCAAACUUACGAGAAUUUCCACCGCCGGAAGCAUUUCCGCGUGUGCAAACGCUUGCACUGUCAUACGCUUACCACUGCUGCUCGUUCCUGCCAUUAGUGGCCAGUGCUCCCAAAGUUCCUAAAUAUCACCCUAUUAAGGAGGAGGUUUUAUUUCCGUCUGACAACGAGUUCGACAUGAGCUUAUGGAAUAACAGUUACAACGAUUUGUGGCCCCAACUACAUAACCUCAGCAAAAAGUUCGGUACACAGAUAAACGACUUGCUCCACUCGUACGGACCGGAAUACUACCCUGGCGGUAUGCCGACCUAUCCAGAGGAAUAUUUCGAAGAGGAAGGCGGUGUAACACAUGCCAUGCCAACGGCACAGCCAGGCAGCAUCCAUUGUCUUCCAGAGCCGGGCCCGUUUAUGCCUUGCCAGGAUUUGUUCGAUUGGUGGACCUUACGUUGCGGCGUUUGGGUAGUGUUUUUACUGGCCAUGUUGGGCAACGGAACCGUCGUUUUCGUACUAAUAUUCUCCAGGUCAAAGAUGGAUGUACCUCGAUUUCUAGUUUGCAAUUUAGCAGCAGCCGAUUUUUUUAUGGGAAUCUAUCUAGGAUUUUUGGCCGUUGUUGAUGCGUCUACAUUGGGAGAGUUUCGAAUGUAUGCGAUUCCUUGGCAGAUGAGUGCAGGAUGUAAACUGUCCGGUUUCCUGGCAGUUCUAUCUUCGGAACUGUCCGUCUAUACGCUAGCAGUUAUAACACUGGAACGCAAUUACGCCAUUACCCAUGCGAUGCAUUUAAAUAAAAGAUUAUCACUAAGGCAUGCAGGGUACAUCAUGACAAUCGGUUGGGCUUUUGCCAUAACAAUGGCAAUCCUUCCGUUGUUUGGAGUUUCGGAUUACCGAGUAUUUGCCGUGUGCUUACCGUUCGAAAUCAACAGCGGAACCGGAAGUUUAGUGUACGUAGUGUUCCUGAUGUUUAUCAAUGGAGUGGCGUUUCUUAUCCUAAUGGGAUGCUCUCAAGCGUGGAACUCAAACGACUCCCGAAUAGCAAAACGUAUGGCACUGCUAGUCUUCACCGACUUUAUAUGUUGGUCCCCGAUUGCUUUCUUUUCCUUGACUGCUGUUUUCGGACUGCAUCUAAUCUCUCUAGAACAAGCCAAAGUGUUUACCGUGUUCGUGCUACCUCUAAAUUCCUGCUGUAAUCCGUUCCUGUAUGCCAUUCUAACCAAACAGUUCAAGAAAGACUGCGUCCUCAUUUGCAAAGCAAUUGAGGAGUCCCGAGUAACUCGUGGAAUCGGUCGUUGUCGACAUAGUUCUAAUUUUAGUAACCGCCACACACCGGCCAAUACCAACUCUUUGGUAGAACGGUCAUCUCGAGAGCUUCCGCCAUUGCUUCCUGGCCAAAUGUGCAACUGCUCGGCCAAACUCAUGGAACAGGAGAACAUGAGACGUCGCUUUCAGCAGGAAAAUACCUUUUCCAAAACGUGGCGUCGGCUGUUGUGCAAUCUCGGACAGCAGGGGGACAACCGCCGUGGGGGCCGAAACGGCGAUCAGUACGCCUAUCAGAUCGCUGAAAUACAGCAGAAGCAGCAUAAGCGAACAGGUUCGAUGUCAUCCAGCGAAAAUUUCAGCUCAUCGCGAUCCGAUUCCUGGCGGCAUGCCCAGCACCAUUGCGGUAUUCCAUUGCGGCUGCUGGAUCCUAAACGGCGGCACACUUCGUGGCUGAUCACCCGUAAGACAUCACAGGACUCGAACUUGUCCAGUUCGCGUAACGAUUCGUCCGGCUCGACCGCUACGCAAAGUACCGGAACCUGGCGGAUAUCGCGAUCCAGUGCCAGCAAUUCGGUGGUACUGCCUGGGCUGAAAAUUGAUGGCGCUCCGCAUCCACACCAUACAAGCGGUGCUCGGCAGUCUAUACCUGGUGGCAAGCCACGUUUGGUUCGACAAUCUGCCGUGCAGGAUGAUUCCCAGGAACUAUCUUGCUCACCUCCACGGCUAGGAGUUCGCUUUCUGCCCACGAUACCAUCGGCGGCUGACAGCAGCGUACAGUUGGAUGACGACACAGCAGAGGCGCAUUCCAGUCCUGGCUCCAGUCAUGGCGAACGGGGGGCUGAUGAAUCAACAGCAGCGGCGGCGGCGGCAGCAGCAACAUCGGCUGCUGUUGGAGGUAACGCUAGUCCAUUGUCACCGUCGCCAUUCUAUGCUAUCUUGCACAGUGGAAAUCCUCAAGCAGCUGUAUCUAGUCUCAAGGAUAAAACAAAACCACCGUGAGCUAAACUAGUGGUCGCCGAUCAGCUUUAGACUAAGCGAUGCUGCAAGUAUUAGGUGUGAAAAUGCUUAGUCAGUGUUCACUAAUUAGUCAAAACGAUGAAGUAUUCCAGAAUCUUCAAAAAAUAAUGUUGAUAAAAAAUUCAGUUAUUCCUUUCCCAACAAAUAUCUA